This is a messenger RNA of Acanthopagrus latus (yellowfin seabream), 1704 nucleotides long. It is a transcript of the gene gadd45gb.1, whose product is annotated as growth arrest and DNA-damage-inducible, gamma b, tandem duplicate 1. Gene Ontology annotation, cellular component: nucleus; cytoplasm. The record is from RefSeq and is a predicted model, not a curated record. Bases 383 to 847 code for a protein of 154 amino acids. Lineage: Eukaryota; Metazoa; Chordata; Actinopteri; Spariformes; Sparidae. Gene Ontology annotation, biological process: regulation of cell cycle. The transcript has 4 exons.
GUCAGGCAGCACCUGCUGUGCGUAAUGGCCUGUUUUUCACUCGGCCGCAAAUAUGAUUACUUCAACAAAAUCCGGAUUUGGGCGAAAUCAGGUCUAUUUUUAGUUUGAGGCCAGGCUGCAGCGCUCGGGAGGGGGGAGCGUGCGUGGCUCGAUGACCCCCAUCAAUCUGCCACGAGCCGGAGUGUGACAAUGGCAUUAUCAUACCAAUACACCAUUCAGCCCGAGCCAAUCAGAGCGCAGCGCUUUCAAUGGGCCGCACGAGCUGCAGAGUAUAAGAGGAGGAGGCUGCGGGUUCGAAGGUACUCUGCUCCCUUUCGGAUUUACUCUCCGUGCAAACUCUCUACAGCUCUCCCUUUUGCGGAAUAUCUCCACCGUCUUCAUCAUGACUUUCGAGGAAGUUCUGAUCCAGAAGCCCGCCGAGCGUGCUCAGUGCACCGGCACAGCGCUGGAGGAGGUCCUGGAGUCUGCUAAAGACAACGACUCCCUCACCGUGGGCGUCUACGAGUGCGCUAAAGUGAUGAACCUUGACCCGGACAGCGUGUCUUUCUGCGUCCUGGCCGUGGAUGAGGAGUUUGAGUGUGACAUCGCUCUGCAGAUCCACUUCACCCUCAUCCAGUCCUUCUGCUUCGACAACGACAUCAGCAUCGUCAGAGUGAGCGACAUGCAGCGUCUGGCCGAGAUCGUUGGCGACAAGGCGGGCCAGCUCGAAGACGCCCACUGCGUCCUCAUCACGAACCCAGCUGAAGGUUCCUGGGAGGACCCUGCUCUGGAGAAGCUGCACCUGUUCUGUGAGGAGAGCCGCCGCCUGAACGACUGGGUUCCUGAGAUCAGCCUGCCCGGGCGUUGAUCUGGGACUCGGCUCCUCUCUUUGCUCAGUUGCUGUAAAGCAUCUUAUCUGGAAAUACUCAUCCUUCUGAACAGGAUGACCCUGUUUCUUCUCAUCCCUGGAUACUCCUGAGGAGGAUUCCCGUCCAGGCAGCGCGGCGCCGGCCCGAGGGGCCCCCCGCGAACCGUCGCCUCUUGUCCCGUCCAUGCCAAGAUGACUCUCAUUCUUUAUGUGAAUGAGGUCAGGUAUGCCACAAGAGCGACACAUCGACCCUCAUUCUUUGUGCGGAUGAGGUUUGGAGAGGAAGGAGAAGCGAAUUCUGCGUCCUGUGGUCCCACAGAGCAAAUGUCGCACCUUGAAGCACGCGCAGCAGGAGAAGAAGCGGUGCUGAGAAAGAGGCGUUCUUAAAAAGGGACUUUUUAUAGACGUCCUCUUCGCUGAGCAGCAUGACAACAGCUGCAGUCAGCGCGAAUGUUUCCCACUUUCCAGAAUUGUCUUAAUUCUCUAAAGGUUUCACUUUAGAAAUUUAAUGAUGACAAAAAUAUUCUUAGAUAUAAAAAAAAUAAUAAUAAAAAAAAAAAGAAGUCUGUUCUCUAAAGAUUUUACUUUAGAAAAUGACGGAAUUAAGCUAAUGUUAAAAAAAAAAGAUGAGAAUUUGUAAGAUUUUCUUAUAAACGUUUCAUUAUAUACUGAAAAAAAACGAAUGUUAAAAAUGAAAAUAUCUGACUUGAGAUGUGAUGAUGUUGUGAUCCUCAUGGAACUAUGUUGGAAACAAAUUAAUUUAUACCAUGAUGACUUUCACGUUAGAAAUUGUUGGAAUCAAGUGGAAAAAGACUAAUAAUAAAAAACACAAACCUGAUAUUUUUUGUUGUGGCUUG